Molecule: messenger RNA, 363 nt
Organism: Helobdella robusta
Lineage: Eukaryota; Metazoa; Annelida; Clitellata; Rhynchobdellida; Glossiphoniidae
Exons: 3
Coding region: 1-363 (120 amino acids)
Source: RefSeq, a predicted model, not a curated record
AUGACAUUCUCUUGUGCGCGCAUAAUUUCCAUAAGAAAGGGUUGUAGCUCAGAAACAAACGAGGAGACAUCAGCUCAAUUUUCAAUUGGCCAGAGCCCCAUCUUCUCUUUGACGCACAUCAGUGGACAUAUGAUAACCUGUGGGCACGCACAGCAGAUGAACCCAGAAAGUUUGGUGAAUUUUGAGAUGUUUUUCAGUGAAAAUGAGAAUUUAAGUAGUAAAUUCUUGCAGAAUUUGAUUCAGCCAACUUGUGAUUUGACAGAAAUAAAUGCGGAAAAUGUUUUUGAGGUGAAUGAAUAUUCUUAUGAUGAGAAAUACGAUGAUCAUUCUAAUGAAGAUGAAUAUUCUGACGAGUAUUAUUAA